AUGGAUAUCCUCAAAUCAAAUUUCAAAGAACUAUUACCAAGCAUUGAAGAAUCUAUUUUAAAUUGUGAUUUCGUGGCCAUAGACACUGAAUUAACUGGCUUAAGUGAACGUGUAGAACGGAUUAAAAGUUUUGAUGAUCCCGUUUCAAGGUACAAUAAAGUUCGAAUAGCAGCAACCAAGUUUCUUAUAAUUCAAUUUGGCUUAUGUACUUAUACAUACUCUCACACUGAAGAUUGUUUUAUAGCAAAACCGUUUAACUUUUAUAUCUUUCCAGCAGAUUCUGAUAGGAAAGAUUAUCAUGACAUUUGUUUUAUGUGCAGUGGAUCAAGUUUACAUUUUUUAUCUAACUGUGGAUUUGAUUUUAAUAAAUUGAUUUCUUAUGGAAUACCUUUCUUAAAUUAUACGGAUGAAGAAAAACUUUUGCAAAGGAGAUCUGACAUUUCACAGAGACAAAUGGACAAUCCGGUGGAGGAUGAUAUCAGAGCAUCUGAUCAAAUUUACAUAGUAAUUAUGCUUACUUUUGAUUGGGAAUUGAUUACAAGUACAAUCAUUGAUGAUUGGCUACACAAUUCAACAACUCAACAAUUAACGAUAGAAACUCCAACGGUCAAAGAGAAACGUUUGCUUUUUCAAGAAUUUCGUGCAAGAUUUAUUGGUUAUGCAUCAGCAGACAGUAAACCCAAGAGUAUCUUGUUUAUACGGUUUACAAAAGAACAGAGAGAGAAAAAAUCACAAAAAAAUGCUGAAGAAGCUGUGGUUUCCAACAUAAAUUUUCGAACCAUCAUAGAGUUGUUGGUUAAAUCUAAAAAGCCAAUAGUUGGACAUAAUUGUUUAUUAGACCUUUGUCAACUAGUGCAUCAAUUUUGGAAAGAAUUGCCUGAAAAAUUAAAGGAUUGGAAAAGUCUUGUGCACGAAAUGUUUGAGGUUGUUAUAGAUACCAAACACAUAGCAGCAAGUAAUCAUAAAUUACAAGAACUUAUUCCAAGAAAUGGGGUUCAAGAUAUCUUGGAAAUUGUUCAAACUGAAAAUUUUGAGAAGAUAGCUCCCAAAGCUGGCUAUGAUGCAUAUAUAACCGGUUAUAAUUUUCUUAGGUUGGCAACAUUUGUGUUGCAUGAAAAAGAAAUAAAAGUUGAUUUAUAUAAUCAUAUAUUUAAUGAGCAUAUGUCUGAUGCUUCGGAUGAAACAAUUCAAGAAAUAGAUAGUGGUAAUGAUCCUGAGGCAGUAACAGAAGAAGAAAUUUAUGUUGAAGGACCUAAUCUCAUAAAGACACUAUUAACCACCGAAAAAGUUAACAUAUAUUAUAACAAACUUCAUUUACUAAGGUCUGACUUUAAAUAUAUAAAUUUGGUGGGAGACAAUGGGUAUCCUUUGCCUAAAACAAAUGGUUUUUUACUUUCAGAUGUUCCUGCAAGUUGCAACCAAAUAAUUUUACACAUUAUUUUUGCAGAAUUUGGUAAUAUUUUUUUCCAAUGGAUCGAUGAUACUAAUUGUUGGAUGGUGGUAAAGAAUGAUAAAAAAGCUGAUAAAGUUCCAGAAGGAAUGCUUGGUGAAUCAAAAUUUUUCAAGAAAUUCAAGGAAGGCGGAAAAAAUUAUGAAUUGGCCAGGGAAAAAGGUAUAACAGUCCAAUUUGAUGGUAUUUAUAUCAAAUCUUGGGGAAAAUGGCUUAGAGAAUUGAUGUAUGCAGAAGAAGAUAAUCAAAUAAACGAGGAGGAAGGGGAAUACAUGGCUGAAGGAGAAGAAGAGUGUUAUGAUAAAUCUAGAGAGUUGAUGGAAUUCGAAUUUACUAAUUCUUUUCCACCACCUCAAGAUUUAGAUUCAUCAUGGCCAAUAGACGAAGAAAAUGAAGAAUCACUAGGAGGUACAAAUGCAUCUAGUGAAAUAAAUACGGGUAAUGCCAUUACUGGUGCAGAAUUUCCAGCUGCUCUAGAGUGUACUGAUUUUACAUUCUAUAAAUCUUUCUUAAUCUAG
Messenger RNA from Entrophospora candida, 1968 nucleotides. The record is from the annotation of a GenBank genome assembly. NCBI's taxonomy places the organism in Eukaryota, Fungi, Glomeromycota, Glomeromycetes, Entrophosporales, Entrophosporaceae.